AUGGAACGAACAACUUUGUGGAUAGUUCUGCUCAUCGGCCUGCAUGUGGCAGCGGCUAAGCCGGCGGGCUAUCCGAGUGCGCGUCCACCUGCAACUUAUGUGCCGGCCAAGCCGCCAGCACCGAAGCCCAAGCCGAAGCCACCGACCCCGAAGCCAACAUACGGAGCACCACCGAAGAAGCCCCCACCAGCACCACCACGCGACAGCUACGGUCCGCCGCCCAGUAAUCCUAAUCAGAAUUAUUUGCCACCUUCGAAUGGAGGCAAUGGCGAUGGUGCCGGUGGCGGCGGAGGAGGUGAAAUUAUACCCAUUAUCAAGCUGGAAUCGAAAGUGAAUACCGAUGGCUCCUAUAUGUACGAAUAUGAAACGGGCAAUGGCAUCAAGGCCGAGGAGAUGGGCUACCUGAAGAAUCCUGGCGUCGAAGGUGCUGAGGCACAGGUGGCCGAGGGCUCCUUCUCCUACAGCAGUCCGGAGGGGGAGAGCAUCUCGCUGACCUACAUAGCCGACGAGAAUGGCUUUCAGCCGCAGGGCGAUCAUCUGCCCACACCGCCGCCCAUACCCAUCGAGAUACAGGAGGCACUCGAUAAGCUGGCCGCCAGUGGAGGCUGUCACGAUUGCGACGACGACGGCGGCGACGCAGCCCCCGGGGGCUAUGUCUAUCGAAAGUAA
Drosophila arizonae is the source of this 669-nucleotide messenger RNA. RefSeq names its product Cuticular protein 65Az (gene Cpr65Az). Gene Ontology annotation, cellular component: chitin-based extracellular matrix. The record is from RefSeq and is a predicted model, not a curated record. Gene Ontology annotation, molecular function: structural constituent of chitin-based larval cuticle. Lineage: Eukaryota; Metazoa; Arthropoda; Insecta; Diptera; Drosophilidae.